Schistocerca piceifrons (Central American locust) is the source of this 1184-nucleotide messenger RNA. RefSeq names its product cardioacceleratory peptide receptor-like. The transcript is spliced from 8 exons. Gene Ontology annotation, cellular component: membrane. The record is from RefSeq and is a predicted model, not a curated record. The coding region runs from base 68 to 1054 and encodes 328 amino acids. Lineage: Eukaryota; Metazoa; Arthropoda; Insecta; Orthoptera; Acrididae. Gene Ontology annotation, molecular function: vasopressin receptor activity. Gene Ontology annotation, biological process: G protein-coupled receptor signaling pathway.
UGAGAAGGUUCUUUCUGAUGUCAUCUCUCAAGACUCUUGUGGGUGUUCCCAUUUCAAGCAGGAGUGAAUGACCAUAACGAAGGAUCGAACAGCGUUAAAGACGGAGCAGUUCACCGUGCUGUGGAUCCUGUUCGCCAGCAUCGUGCUGGGCAACGCCGCCGUGCUCGUCGCGUUGCUCGUCAACAAGGCGCGCAAGUCGCGCAUGAACUUCUUCAUCAUGCACCUCGCGCUCGCCGACCUCUCCGUGGGCGUCAUCAGCGUCUUGACUGACAUCGUCUGGAGGAUGACCGUCUCGUGGAAUGCGGGCAACGCUGCCUGCAAAAUCAUUCGGUUCCUGCAGGUGGUGGUGACGUAUUCCUCCACAUACGUGCUGGUGGCCCUGAGCAUAGAUCGCUACGACGCCAUCACGCACCCGAUGAACUUCUCUGGCAGCUGGCGCAGAGCCAGACUCCUUGUGCUGUCUGCGUGGCUGUUGUCUUUUCUCUUUUCUGUGCCCAUCAUCAUCUUCUACGAGGAGAAGACAAUCCAAGGCCACUCGCAGUGCUGGAUCGACUUCCAGGAGCGCUGGCAGUGGCGGCUCUACAUGACGCUGGUGACCACCACGCUGUUCGUGCUGCCCGCGCUCAUCAUCACCGCCUGCUACACCGUCAUCGUGCUCACCAUCUGGAGCAAGAGCAAAGUCCUCACGCCGCCCAGCCGCCUCAAGAAUGGCGACCACAGAUCUGGCGAUGAUCACGACUCCAGGCGUGCCAGCUCCAGGGGUCUCAUACCAAAGGCUAAAAUCAAGACUGUCAAGAUGACUUUCGUCAUCGUGUUCGUGUUCAUCCUGUGCUGGAGUCCGUACAUCGUGUUCGACCUGCUGCAAGUGUACGACUACGUGCCGACGACGCAGACCAACAUCGCCGUGGCGUCCUUCAUCCAGAGCCUGGCGCCGCUCAACUCGGCCGCCAACCCGCUCAUUUACUGCCUCUUCUCCACGCACAUCUGCCGCAGUCUCAGGUCUGCACACGUCCAGUUUCGUUACCGUUGCUUAGCUAAAUGCAACAACAUUUAAUCAAGAAAACUUACGCUGCCUGAAAGUCAAGUACAGAGAAGGGGAAGAGGGAGUCAAAUGAAACUUAACAGGUUGAGAAGGUAACCUCAGCGAUUACAAAAUAGAGCCAAAUUUCAAAGUAUAUGGCAGU